This is a messenger RNA of Peromyscus maniculatus bairdii (prairie deer mouse), 1465 nucleotides long. The record is from RefSeq and is a predicted model, not a curated record. NCBI's taxonomy places the organism in Eukaryota, Metazoa, Chordata, Mammalia, Rodentia, Cricetidae.
GGGAGGGGGGCCUCGGGAAAUGUGUGCAUUUAUUCAGUAGCAGGAGUGCAAACCUCAUACAUUGAGGGAGAAAGGCAGCGGGAGUCGGCCGCCGAGAUUCCCCCAUCUCUUUGAAUAUAAUUUCAGAUUGAGAUUCAGAUUAAAUCCGAGGGGAAAACACUUUAUGAGGCUGAAAGCUGUGUCGUUGCCAGAGCCAGGGUUAUGAGCUAUCAAAUGCAAUUACAUUAAGACAGAUUAUACUGGGCAAAUUGAGCCAUUUAGAAGGUGAGAAUCAAAGAAACGGCUCUGAUCCUCUCUUCCCCCUUCUCUCUCCCUCUCUCUCUAAAUUGCAGUUCGUAGUUCCUUGCAAUUCUGAGGCACAAAAGUAGGUGAGACUGCUUUUGUAUCUGCGAAGUGCUUCACUCCUGAAUGUAAUUCUAGCUGAGUGCAAUCUAGGUUAAGAGCCGGACAAGCGGGUAAUUAGAGCCCGCUCACUGCCGGAGGACCGGCCUCCCAGCCGAAGCGCGCCCGGAGUCGGCGCCCUUUUCCCGGCCGAGCCGAACAGCGGCUGGACACGGAGCGCCCGAGAUGAUGGUGCUGGACAAGGAGGACGGGACUGUCACUAUGAGAAGCAAGUGGAAAUCAAGGUGCAUCUUUGACCAAAGUUAUUCCACAUUCUUGGCUCCCCAGGCCUAGAACCCAGAAGACCUGAGUUUUGUGUGUAGGAGCCUUCUGUCCAGGUGUGCCGAUGCUCUCCGUCCAACCAAAAGGGAAGCAGAAGGGCUGCGCGGGCUGCAACCGCAAGAUCAAGGACAGGUACCUGCUGAAGGCGCUGGACAAGUACUGGCAUGAGGACUGCCUCAAGUGUGCCUGCUGCGACUGCCGCCUGGGCGAGGUGGGCUCCACUCUCUACACCAAGGCCAACCUCAUCCUGUGCCGGCGUGACUACCUGAGGCUUUUUGGCACCACGGGAAACUGUGCUGCCUGCAGCAAGCUGAUCCCCGCUUUCGAGAUGGUGAUGCGAGCCCGAGACAAUGUGUAUCACCUUGACUGCUUCGCCUGCCAGCUCUGCAAUCAGAGAUUUUGUGUGGGAGACAAAUUCUUCCUGAAGAACAACAUGAUCUUGUGUCAGAUGGACUAUGAGGAGGGGCAGCUCAAUGGCACCUUCGAAUCCCAGGUUCAGUAACGCCCUGCAUCUGGCCUCCAGGUCCAUCUGUCCGUCUGCCCGUCUGACCACCUGCCUGGCAGGGUGGCCAGCCACUCCGCCUGCGCGAGCUGGCCAGCCGCUGUCCUACAAGUUAGAACUUCAUCAUCAGUGGGAAGGUGGCUUUUCUCCACCACCACCACCCGUUUCUGUGGGCCCUCCUGGGGCCAGGCUUGGCCUGUACAGUCUGUCGUCUGUAUAUAAAUGGGAACAUUUAUUUUAUGAGAAAUGUAAUGCGAUUUUAUUACUGGCGUGGAUUAAACUUAUGAAUGUUUCCGGGGA